This is a messenger RNA of Leptosia nina, 2073 nucleotides long. The record is from the annotation of a GenBank genome assembly. Lineage: Eukaryota; Metazoa; Arthropoda; Insecta; Lepidoptera; Pieridae.
AUGGAGGGGCAACAUAAACUGUUUAACAACUAUCUGAGAGCACAUUGCAAAACAAAGUUGACAGCGUCGCAGCGAAGAAGACUAAGACGGAAAACAUUAAAAAGCUCAAAGGAUUGCAAGUCAAAAGAUACAGAAGUCUGUAAUGGAAAGAAAAAUCAUAUAGUACCAAACGGAGAGCUCUACUUAAAUGUUUCACCUAUUUUACCUUUAAACAUAAUAAAUUCCAGUAAUAAAAUUGUAGAACUGAAUACCAAAUUGUGCGAUACAUUAAAUUGCUCCUCGCCACUAACUAAAAACAAAAUAGUAGUAUCAAACAUGGAGCCCUCAUCCGAAGCUGGCUUAUCACUUAAAUCUCGAGACGAUGUCAAAGCUGCACGUGAGGCUAAGAAAUUGGCCAAACAAGCCAAGAAAAAGGGUACAACUGAAAUUCAAACCAAAUCUGAAACUCAGAAGUUGACAACUCAAAAAGGACAAGAUCUCAAAAACCCUAGUGUAGAUGAGGUAGACCGAGCUGAAAAGGAGAAUAAAGAAAAAUCUCUACACAUGAUUAAAGAAAUUAAAUCUAAGUUAAGUGAUGCUGUGGUACAUGCUUCUAGUAAAGAUGUUAGUAAUGUUACAGUGGCUGAAAACUUGACUGUAAAUGAUGUUGUAAAUACUUUAAAGGAUAUUGUUAAUGUUGCAAAGAAUGUAGAAAGCGUCACUGCCAUUGUAAAAGCAAUGGAUGUCCAAAAGCAAGUCAAAAAUGAAGUGAAAAAACAGACCAUAAAUGAAAAAACACCUGAUGUUGGGGAAAAAAAGAUGGAAAGUGAUGGAAAAAGUAAAGCUGAACUAAAAGCAGAAAGAAGAGCAAAGCAAGAAGCUCAGAGGGCUGCCAAACAAGCACAACAACAGGCUAAGGAAGUACAACAAAAAAGCAACGUUAAGACUGAGCAAAUUAAGGAGCCUGGAAAAAAAGAAGAUGUUGCUAAGGAAAAGUCACCAAAACCAAAAUUGAUAGAGAAAAAAGUAAAGUCACAAAGUUCACAGAAAUGUAAUUGGUUCCAACAUCUGCACACUGAGCAUGACAAGGAGGCACUGAGGGAUCUUGCUAUUAAUUCUAAUUUACACCCUGCUGUGAUCAAGCUAGGCGUUCAGCUUGCCUCACAUGUAGUUACUGGUUCAAAUGCAAGAUGUAUUGCACUCCUGGAUGCAUUGAAGAAGAUGGUCCGUGAUUAUAGUUUGCCUGCUAAGACUGAAUUCGCCCGAGGUCUAGAGGCGCAAUUGGCAGCUAGUUUGUCAUUUCUGUGGCGAAUGCGGGCACCGUCCGCUUCUCAGGUCAAUGCAAUAAAACACUUCCGGCACCAAUUGACCCAACUUCCCAAUAAUGUUGACGAAUUUGAUGCAAAAAAAAAGUUACAGGAAGAGAUGGACAGGUAUAUCCGCGAACAGAUUGAUAUGGCAGGAGAAGCUAUCAGCAUUGCAGUUAGGAAUAAAAUAUCAAAUGGUGAUAAUAUACUUACAUAUGGAUGCUCUUCCCUAAUUGAACGCAUCUUACGUGAAAGCCACGAGGCUGGGGUCCAGUAUCGUGCAGUGGUUGUUGGCAAUCGGGUCAGCCAUUCUGCAAGGGAGAUGUUACGACGUCUUAUAGCAGCAGGCGUUUCUUGCUCUUACGUUGACAUAUCUGCACUUAGCUUCGUUAUGAAGUCUAUCAAUAAAGUACUGCUGGGAGCGAACGCUUUACUUGUCAAUGGCUCGGUACUUGGAGCGGUGGGAACACUACAAGCUGCUCUAGUUGCGCGUGCGCACAAUGUUCCCGUCCUUGUCGCAUGUGAAACGCACAAAUUCUCUGAUAGAGUACAGACUGAUGCGUUUGUUUACAAUGAGAUUGGCGAUCCAGAAGCCCUAAUUGACAAGUCCGAUGAGAAUUCCCUCCUCAAAGAUUGGCGGUCUAACCCAAAUCUGAAUCUUCUCAACCUUACAUAUGACGUUACUCCCGCGAGCCUGGUGACUGCCGUGGUUACAGAAUUGGCUAUUCUACCUUGUACCAGUGCUCCUGUUGUUUUACGUUUUAAAACAUCUGAAUAUGGAAUGUAA